Drosophila eugracilis is the source of this 1663-nucleotide messenger RNA. RefSeq lists its product as uncharacterized. Gene Ontology annotation, molecular function: chitin binding. NCBI's taxonomy places the organism in Eukaryota, Metazoa, Arthropoda, Insecta, Diptera, Drosophilidae. The coding region runs from base 71 to 1294 and encodes 407 amino acids. Gene Ontology annotation, cellular component: extracellular region. The transcript has 3 exons. The record is from RefSeq and is a predicted model, not a curated record.
GUCUUCAAUCGAAAAGGAUUACCAGGAUAAAUAACUAGGAUAACGUUACCAAUUGGGAAUUUUCUCCGGCAUGAUGCAAGUGCCUAUGCAACGCUGCGCGUGCUUCUUGACAGUUCUGGUGCUGCUCUGGAGCGGCGGCUUGGCACAGUUGCAGGUCCAGGCCCAGAGUGGGUAUAACUAUGGUCGCCCCGAAGUGGCAAAUGUUGGAGGUGCCACCGCUGGAGGUCGCCUGACUCCUGGUCCAUAUCCCACUGCUGCUGCCAUUCCGCUGACCCCAGCUCCAGCCACCACUGCUUAUGGCGCGGGUUUAUUUCCUUCUCCCGCCGUUGGAUUCACGCCCAGUGGACAGGCUACAACCGCUUUUGGGGCUCCUGCUGUUGUGGGAGCCAGUAACGCCGUUAGCCAGUCGCGAAGACCUUCAUCUGGGGCAUUACCCACUCCAUCAUCUCGCAGUGGACCGUAUGGACCGCAAACUUCACAGUACGGCAAUAAUCCCAGUGGCUCUCCAAUCCGAGUUCCCAGUGGAACUGGAGACAACGGGGACUACAACGAAGGCGACGGCGAUUACUCGGCAAUUCCGGGUGUGCCUGGAGUGGAUUACCCCAUUUACGCCCAAGUGCCACGAACCAACUUCGACUGCUCGCAACAGCCCCUGCCGGGAUACUAUGCCGACAUCGAGGCCCAGUGUCAGGUGUUUCAUAUCUGUGCCCUCAAUCGGACCUACUCAUUCCUCUGUCCAAAUGGCACAGUAUUCAGCCAGGAGACGCUGGUCUGCGUGUGGUGGAAUCAAUACGAUUGUGUCUCGGCUCCCAGCUUAUAUGCUAAUAAUGCUUAUAUCUACGAUUAUUCUGGAGCAAGUGGCUCUAAUCUGGGAACGUCCAAUGCUAAUAAUGCAUAUCGUCCGGCUGCUGCUAGCACAACUGCUUUCGGGGCACCAGUUGCCACAACCGGAACGCUUCGGGCUACCGGAGUACCCCAGGUGGCUGGAUAUAAUUCCGGACGAGGGUCCUAUCCUUCGGCCACGCCCACACCAGCUGCCCAGGCUCAGAGUCCGUACGGUUCAGGAGCCGUGCUUCGAACCGCCAUCGUCCCAAGUGCCGGAGUCAAUCGAUUACCGCCCAGCGGAGCUGCUGUCGGUCUCCUGGCCACCGCCGCUGGAGCUCUUCCCGAUAACUCGGUGGCUGGCUUCGGCCAACAGCCGCAGUCUCAGUUGGUAGCAAGCGGCAAUCGGGAGUAUCUGCCACCAGCCGGUGUUGGACAGCAACAACGGCAGCGCGGAGGCACCACUCCAUAAGUAUCAGAACACUGGUGAACCCCUGGCACUCGUACCCGGUUAAAUGGCAUUAGACUUAGCGACCCUAGACAUAGCAUCUUUUUAGAAUGUUAGGAGCUCCAAACAUAGAAAUUAGUAGUUAGUUUUUAAAAAUAUUCAUUCAAAUACACUAAAAAGAAACUCUAAGCAAACAAAAUUGUCCUUUAAACAUAUUCUAAGAAUCGAAGCCUUUCGAGGAAUACAAAUUGUAUCUGUAUCUGAUGGGAAAAUAAAUUCUACCAUAAGGUAGUAAUAUUUAGAAAGUUUAUAUUUGAAAGUUAUUUUUUAUAAAAAAUAUAUAACAUUUUUGUAAUUGCUACCAACCUAAAGCAGAAUGAAAAUUUCUAUUAA